Mangifera indica (mango) is the source of this 1506-nucleotide messenger RNA. Its product is annotated as TATA-box-binding protein 2. Gene Ontology annotation, molecular function: DNA binding; RNA polymerase II general transcription initiation factor activity. The record is from RefSeq and is a predicted model, not a curated record. Bases 571 to 1176 code for a protein of 201 amino acids. Gene Ontology annotation, biological process: DNA-templated transcription initiation. The transcript has 9 exons. NCBI's taxonomy places the organism in Eukaryota, Viridiplantae, Streptophyta, Magnoliopsida, Sapindales, Anacardiaceae.
ACUAAAACACACCGUUUUAACCCACGCUCCUUUCCCUUUAUCUCUCUCUCACAUCGAGAUGACACCGAACUCCAACCUCAAUUUCCUCAUCCUCAAAACCCACACAUCCAUCCACGAUUCUUUAAAUCAAAACCUAUAAAAGACUCUCCUCUUCAAAAUUUUCCCUCGUUAUUCACCUGAUUUCAACGCCUUACCCUCCAAUUUCUGGGUGUUUCUCUUCCGCGUCUCUUUCAAAACCCUAGAUUUCCCACGAUUUGAUCCUAAUCUGUCCCAAUUUGUAUUAAGAUCGUGCUUUAUUGUGGUAAUCUUGAUCUUUUAGCGUAGAAAAGAAAAACCCAGAAGUUAUUUCUUUUGUGAUUUUGCGCUUUUGUUGUCGUUGAGUUGAAUUUGGAUCAAAGAAUUUAGGGAAAACAAAAUUUGAUCUUUAUUCUUGAGGAGAAAAAACCCAGAUUUUGAGAAGAGAAACCCAUAUAUUCUUUUUAGUGAAGGAAGGGAUAAAAGCGUGAAAGUUGUUAUAUUUGUGUAUAAUAAUUCAGGGAUUUUAUUGAUAAGUGAGGAACAAAGCAAGAUAUGGCUGAACAAGGUGGCUUGGAAGGGAGCCAGCCGGUGGAUCUUUCCAAGCACCCGUCUGGCAUUGUUCCCACUCUUCAGAACAUUGUAUCGACUGUUAACUUAGAUUGUAAGCUGGAUCUGAAGCAGAUUGCCUUGCAAGCCCGUAAUGCCGAAUACAAUCCCAAGCGUUUUGCUGCCGUCAUUAUGAGAAUAAGGGAACCAAAAACUACAGCUUUGAUUUUUGCAUCUGGAAAGAUGGUUUGCACUGGUGCAAAGAGUGAACAGCAGUCAAAACUGGCAGCAAGAAAGUAUGCUCGAAUCAUUCAGAAGCUUGGUUUUCCAGCUAAGUUCAAGGACUUCAAGAUUCAAAAUAUAGUUGGUUCUUGUGAUGUUAAAUUCCCUAUCAGACUUGAAGGUCUUGCAUACUCCCAUGGUGCUUUCUCAAGUUAUGAACCAGAACUCUUUCCUGGCCUCAUAUAUCGAAUGAAACAACCAAAAAUUGUGCUUCUAAUUUUCGUCUCUGGAAAGAUUGUGAUUACAGGAGCUAAGGUACGAGAUGAGACCUAUACGGCAUUUGAAAAUAUAUACCCUGUGCUUACUGAGUUCAGGAAGGUCCAACAGUGACCUGCAGAUGAUGCGUAUGUGAAUUGAGCGCUUUGACACUGCAGUGGAUGGUAUUCAGUUCAGAAAUUAUCUUUUUUAUCACCUGGUGUUGAAGGAGGUUGAUUCAAGUGUGAAGAUAUAUGAAGCAUGGGCUUUGAGAGCUGGCUUUUACAGUUAGGGUUUGGUCCUGGACAGACACCUUCUCAGAAUUGAUACAUAAUGAGCUGAAAUACUGUGUAAUUACACAUUUGGUGAGAGGGAGUGAAGCCACAUAUUUGUUUCUGAUUAAUUUAAUGUGAACCAAAAAUUUGGAUGCUUCUAAUAAUAACAACUUUGUUCCAAUUUUGACAA